Marchantia polymorpha subsp. ruderalis is the source of this 3408-nucleotide messenger RNA. The record is from the annotation of a GenBank genome assembly. Lineage: Eukaryota; Viridiplantae; Streptophyta; Marchantiopsida; Marchantiales; Marchantiaceae.
CCGGCAGUACAGUCAAGUGCAAAUCACACCUAGGAUUUAGGGGGCGCAAAUCGGGACCGUGCACGAGGUGCGGGUGAGGAUAUAAAUUGCUGAGCGUUACGACGUCAUUACAACAGUCAGCCAAAGUCGCAGCCACUUCCCUUCCGUUCAAGACCGAAUCAAUCCUGCGAAAAGGAAGCAGGCGGCAGAUGAUUUCUCGAAUCUGGGGAGGUAUCGAGAAAAGCAACGAAGGGCGAGAAACGAGAGCUUGAAAAAGAGCGCGAGAGGUGGUCUGGCUGGAGAAGGAACAACUCCGAACGAGGUAAAACCGGUGGCGGAGUACGUUGUGCCGUUGGAACUUGAACGACAGGCCGCGAGGAGCAAUGUCACGAAACGAACCGGUGGAGACAAUAUUUCGCUGCCGUAGCUAUUUCUUUCGAGGGAAAUCCGAGUGCUACGUGGCUGUGGCGCGCGCUUCUGCCCUGAGUGCCCCAUGGCAAUCGCUCUCUCCGCGUCCACUCAAUUUCCGGUGCCGCGAAUGACAUGAAUUCCCAUGUUUGCAAGCCUCACCUUUCCUCUCUUCUUGUCUGCCUAGGGCUUUGCAGAUGAUUUGAUAUAUAGCUGCCACUAUUGACAGCUGCGAUCAUGGGUCCUUCUGCUAUGAACGAUUCCGUUACCGGCUUCAGCUUCCUCAGCGGCAAUCCAUGAUCACAAGUGCGAGUACCGAGCUCGCUGUUUUAGUCGAAAGGGAAGGAAUCAGGAUGGCCGCCUCUUCAGUCUGUGGAGCCCUGAGAGGUUCUGUUUCUUUGCAAGAGCAUUUAUCCCGAUUUGCCUCGAAGAAGAAGAAUUUUGACGAGAAAGCAUUCCCAAUUGUCUAUCAGGCGAUCUCUGCCUCAUCACUGCCAUACCGUCCUCGUCUGUCACUCGCUCCUUAUCCCAGGCAGCGGGAAGAUCCGUUGCCUCGGCUGUUGAUUUCUUCAGUGCCAGCCAAUUCUGGUCUGGAACCCGUUUCAGGGUGCACGAGGAUUUCCCUCCUUGGCUUCUCCCCUCCAGCUUGCCAUUCAUCUGAACUGGCGGUUGUUAGUAGUACUUGGGAUAUCGAUGUUAAAGCAGGUGGGAGCAGUCAACAUGAGAAUUUGCUUUGGAUGUGCGGGGAUGAGCAAAUUUCGCAAGAGUGCAGCUUGGAGAAAGAAAUCUAUGCAGAUAGGUUGGUGGAUGACAGAGUUGCUGAGGAUCCCUCGAGAGAAAUGACUAACAGGGGUUUAGCUGAAUCUCUAGCCCGAGUCGAUCAGUCACCGACCAAAUGCACAUCCCGGCUGGAGGAUAAUAUUAGCGCAAUUGGACAUGCUUCGAAUCUGGCAUCAGAAAGUUACAGGUCUGCAGCUCCUGAGCUUGACUUUCACGCUUCGUCUACUACGAAUGGAGCAGCUUGGAAGGACACGCACAGUACGAAUUCAAGCUCUGCGAAGUCUCAAAACAACGCGCAUAAAUUUCCUGCCUUAUCAGCGGGAGACUUUACUCCAAUCUCUGCCGGAGGACAUGAUAAUCAUAAGUACGAGAUGGAAUUGGAAGUUGCUGUCAAAGCUGUCCAGCUUUCCUGUAUUCUAUCACAGCGAAUACAGCAGCGAGUACUUCACAACGAGGAGAAUACGGAUUUCAAGAAGGAUCGAUCUCUUGUGACAGUGGCAGACUGGGGUGUGCAGGCAGUUGUGAGCUGGGUACUCUCGCAGGCGUUUCAAGGAAAGGAAAUUCCCAUGAUUGCUGAGGAGGAUACCACUGGACUGCGAGGAAGGGAGAAGAUCGACCUUCUCCAGCGAGUUGUUGGUGCCGUGAAUGAGUGUCUGCAGCACGCUGGGAUUGUAGGUGUUAGUCCUCCUGAACGACCACUCGGGGCAAUUGACGUCCUCAAAGCGAUCAACAAAGGCAGUGCUGAAGGAGGUCCUAAGGGGCGCUAUUGGGUCUUAGACCCUGUAGAUGGAACUCUAGGUUUCGUUCGUGGGGACCAGUACGCAGUUGCUCUUGCUCUCAUUGAAGAUGGUGAGGUGGUGCUUGCCGUUCUCGGAUGCCCAAAUUUCCCUCUCAGGAAACAGUGGCUUGUUCACCACCAUCGAUAUUACAGGAUGGCCUCGCGGCUGCAUCCACCCAGCCCAAGCAAGUGGCACAAAGGGCUGAUAUUAUCGGCAACUAAGGGAGCGGGCGAGGUUCUCAUGCAACCCCUAGUAGUGAACUCAGAUGGCUUGCCUCAGUGGGAUGCGACCGGGCAGAUGGCGACAACUGUUAGCGUUUCAUCUAUUGAUGACCCCGCGAAGGCGACGUUUUGUGAGCCCUUCGAGAAAGCGAAUUCAAGUCACUCUUUCACCGCAGGCUUAGCGGAACAUCUUGGCCUCAGGAAUCGGCCCUUACGAGUGUACAGCAUGGCGAAGUACGCAGCAAUCGCAAGGGGUGAUGCCGAGAUUUUCAUGAAGUUUGCCAAAGCCGGGUAUCGUGAGAAGAUAUGGGACCACGCUGCAGGAGUAUUAAUCGUGCAGGAAGCUGGCGGAGUUGUGACAGAUGCAGGCGGAAAGCCUUUGGACUUCUCUCAAGGCCGGUUCCUAGAGAAUCUUGAUCGUGGGAUAAUAGCUUGCUCGGGAAAGACUUUGCAUGAUAAGCUUUUGAAAGCUGUCGAUGCAAGCUGGAACUCAUCUAGACUAUAGGAAGGGAGAAGAUUGGAAUCGAUUGUAAAUAGCGAAUUUAUUUCACUGGAUUAUGGCAUAUACCCUUUUGUGCUGGGAUUCUUCCCGAGCUUCGCUCCUUUGGAGAGGUGAUGAGUUCUUCCCCAUCGCCUUCUGUUUCCUCAGUGUUUUCUCUCUUUCACGGGACGCUGCCAAUAUUGCAGAACGUACUUGUCGACUGUACAGCUUAGUUUUGCACAAGUGGCUCUGUUGCACGGAGACGUCGAGCUUUCUGUCGGAGAUUUCGUAGCCUGGUGGGACGGAUAGUAUUGACCCUAGGAUUGAUCUGAGCAGCUGUUGUAAAUUUCUAUAACGGACAGCAACAUGGAUAUUGGGAAUUCAUUGGUGUCCAAGAACAGUUUCUGCAGCUAUCAGUGUACCGUGGACCACGUUGUAUUUCUGUGAUCUGUGCCCAAGUCCACAAGAUUGUUGUGGAUUUGAGAUGCAAUUUGCAUGUGAUGUGCAAGACCACAAAUAUUUUUUUCCCCGGAUAUUUGCUGUGAGUGUCCUUAACAUUCUGGUCGUGGAAGGUGAUUGUUGAGUACCGGGUGAGUGAAAAUCGGAAUGUCUGAUUACUCAAUUACUUCUUUCCCAAGCGUACGGGGAAAAGUUUUCAGGAAGUACAUUUUCUCGAAGUGUUCGGAGGGGCUCUCUGGGCUAGAUUCCGUUGACUUUCUCUGAUAUUCUUGAAAUGUCGACGAAAGUAUGCAUUGGUAGA